This is a messenger RNA of Syngnathoides biaculeatus (alligator pipefish), 8638 nucleotides long. It is a transcript of the gene caskin1, whose product is annotated as CASK interacting protein 1. Lineage: Eukaryota; Metazoa; Chordata; Actinopteri; Syngnathiformes; Syngnathidae. Gene Ontology annotation, molecular function: protein binding. The coding region runs from base 637 to 5454 and encodes 1605 amino acids. The transcript has 24 exons. The record is from RefSeq and is a predicted model, not a curated record.
CCACGCGGGGGAAAUCAUGACCAAAUCCAAAGCGAGCGCGCACUCGCAACGAUGGUUGCAGCCGCCUUGGCCCCUGUUUACGACCGAGAGCGCGAGAGCGCCGCUUGACGCGGACCUGUUUUCGCGUACUUCCACGGCUGAGCCGCUGUGAUCCAGUAUAUUUGCUAUAUAUACACGUCGUUUCAGGUGCCCGGUGAAACACAACGCGUUUUUUUUUAACAGUCGGAGAAUCUUUUUUUUAGGAGAGCCUUCCGCCGCCUACUCCAUUGGGGCCCGAAGAAGUCGCGGAGCUUCCACAUCCCGAAGGCAGCGAGCUUGAGAGAGGCCAGCGGCUCCCAGUGUAGCCCGCAUCUGUCGGUGCUGCACCUAGCAAGGUGGGGUGGGGGCGUGGGGGUACGAUAGCAUCCCUCUAUCCCUGCGUACCCCUCCCUCUCCCCCUUAUUCUGCCUCUCUCAUACCAUCAUACACCAAAGCUACGGGGGUCUCGUCCAGCCGGGGACCAAGAAAGGGGGAGAAGGAGGAGGCGGAGGGACGGGGACUGAGGCUAGUUGUGGCGCUCUCUCCGCGUGGGAAGGCCGGCCCGAAGCGCCCCUCUGUCGGAGGAUGUUGGAGGAGUAGUGCGUCUCAGAGCGGAAGAUGGGGAAGGACCAGGAGCUGCUGCAGGCGGUGAAGACCGAGGACCUGCUCACCGUGCAGAAGCUGCUGCAAAGGCCCCGGCCAGGGAAAGCAAAGUUGCUGGGAUCUGCAAAGAAAGUGAACGUUAACUUCCAGGAUACAGAUGGAUUUUCCCCUCUGCAUCAUGCAGCCCUCAAUGGGAAUAUGGAGCUUAUCACGCUGUUGCUGGAGUCACAGGCAGCAGUUGACAUCAGAGACCAGAAAGGAAUGCGACCACUGCACUACGCAGCCUGGCAGGGGAAGGCCGAGCCCAUGAAGAUGCUCCUGAAGUCUGGUUCAUCCGUCAAUGUCCAAUCAGACGAAGGACAGAUUCCUCUCCAUCUGGCAGCGCAGCAUGGCCAUUAUGAUGUGUCUGAAAUGCUGCUGCAGCACCAGUCCAACCCGUGCAUUGUGGAUAAUGCUGGCAAAACACCUUUGGACCUCGCCUGUGAAUUCGGCAGAGUUGGGGUUGUCCAAUUAUUGCUGUCGAGUAACAUGUGCGCCGCUCUGCUGGAACCGAAGAAAGGAGAUACCACGGAUCCCAAUGGGACGUCUCCUCUACACUUGGCUGCCAAGAAUGGACACAUCGAUAUAAUCAGACUGUUGAUCCAGUCGGGAAUAGACAUCAACCGACAGACCAAAGCAGGUACUGCCCUGCAUGAGGCUGCCUUGUGCGGCAAGACUGAGGCAGUGAGACUCCUGCUGGAAAGCGGUAUCAAUGCCACGGUGAGAAACACCUACAGCCAGACUGCGCUGGACAUUGUGUAUCAGUUCACUGCAACUCAAGCAAGCAAAGAGAUCAAGCAGCUACUGCGGGAUGCGUCAGCUGCUCUUCAGGUUCGGGCUUUGAAAGAUUACUGCAACAAUUAUGACUUAACCAGCCUCAACAUCAAAGCAGGGGAUGUCAUUACGGUGUUGGAGCAGCAUACUGACGGACGGUGGAAAGGCUGUAUCCAUGACAACCGAACAGGAAAUGAUAGAGUGGGCUACUUCCCCUCCACCAUGGUGGAGGUCAUCAGCAAACGAACAGGUUUGGCCAGCACAGUCAUUUGCACUCAACAGUUUCAAAAGAUACCGCUGGUUGCCCCGGCGACGGUUGCCCCCGCCAACGUGGUAGUCAACGGCAACGACACCACGUUCCAUCAGAUCCAUAUCCUGCCUCCACCGCCUCCUCCACCACCACAUUCCCAUCAGCCACUGCUUCCACUUUUCACUUCCUUUGGCUAUAACAGGUCGCCCGUGACAACCCCACAGGGAGACACCCCCACUGCCCCAGGUUGUCGUGGCUCAGAGGCAAGUCCUCACAGCUCCCCCACCACGUCCUGUGGGCCCCACGGAGGCUCCAGUGAAGAGAUCUGGGUACUGCGCAAGCCUGUGGCAGGAGGAGACCGCAGCAGUUUAGGGAGUUCUAGCAGUGUGACUAGUGUGAGGUCAUCAGGCAGUGGUCAGAGUGCUGGAAGUGCUGCACACAUCCUCCAUGCACAGGCUGAAGGGGUGAAGCUUCUAGCCACAGUCUUGUCACAGUCAGCCAAAGCCAAGGAACAUCUGCUGGAGCAGUCCAAGUCUGUAGACCAGCCUGCAGUAGGUUCUGCCAGUUCUUCUCGGACAUCGAGCCUAUCAGGCUGCCCUCUCCACGAAGCGCCGCCUUAUGAUGCCGCAGCAAACAGGAAGGGGGAGGCGACGGGCGAGGGGAAGAGCUCAGAGGCAGUUGUCCAAUGGCUGAGCGACUUUCAGCUGCAGGUCUACGCUCCCAACUUCCUGGGUGCUGGGUAUGACUUGCCCACAAUUAGCCGAAUGACCCCCGAGGAUCUGACAGCCAUUGGAAUAACAAAACCAGGUCACAGAAAGAAAAUGGCAACAGAGAUUAAUAAACUGAGUGUCACUGAGUGGCUGCCUGAGCAGAAGCCUGCCAGUCUUGGAGAGUGGUUGUGUGCAAUUGGUCUAAGUCAGUACCACCAAGUAUUAGUCCAGAAUGGUUACGAAAACAUCGACUUCAUCACGGACAUCACUUGGGAGGACCUACAGGAAAUUGGUAUUACCAAACUGGGUCAUCAGAAGAAGCUUAUGUUGGCGGUUAAGCGACUGGCUGAAAUGCAGCGCAACUCGGAUGGGCGGGGCUCCCUCAGAAAGAAGCCUCCACCAAUCACUCAGCAGCAGGAAGUGAUGUCAAUUGAAAGCCCGCCCCCGGAUGAUGUGAUGUCUCCAAAAAUGAGCACCUUCCAGGACAGUGAGUUGAGUAGGGAGCUGCAAAAUGCCAUGACCCAUCCAGGUCAGGAGGUCAAAUCUCAGCCACCGCGCAUUCUCAACAAGGAUCCUGAUGAUGUGAACUCUGGAGGAGGAGGACCACCGAAGAAAGAGGCAAGGACAAUGAGGCAACAGAGCAGCCAGGGUGGCACCACCUCCCACAGGAGCAGCGUGUCUUCUCAAGGCAAACACCGUCACUCCCACUCGCAGCCUGCACCACCCUACACACCACCUCACACUCCAACCAAGACCAGGACCUCAUCAUCUUCUUCCACCUCCUCCAUCCAGAGUACAUCCUCUCCCCAGUCCAAACAUAGAGUGUCCCCCCAGUUCAUCCAAGGUGAAACACCUCUGUCACCACACUCGCACACCCCUCAGUCUCCAAAACAUUGUGGAGCGCCAUUGCAGUCCCCGCAACAGAAUCAAAUACACCAUCAGAACCACCCACAUGAGGUUGGGGAUUGUGCACAAGCACAGGUCCCACUGCUCUGCCUCCCACCAGAGGCUGAGCUUGGAGAUAGCGAUGCAGCAGACCCCUCAACAAUGCAAAAAAAGCGAGCCAACAGUCUCAACCGCCAUGCUGCUUCAGAUGGCGAGUGUGAUGACCGAACAGGGGGAGGAAGAGGACAGAGUGGGGAAGAACAGAUCACCUCAGACCAUGGCUCAAACAUUAGAGCAGAAGGUGUUAAAUAUGCCACGGUUACCCAUCGUGUCAGCCGCAGCCAUUCUGUGCGCAACCAGGACAAAACCGUUACUCGCAACCAACCGCAGUCCAUCACUCUGCGCCAAAAGAAAAAAGGGCCACCUCCGCCACCUCCAAAACGCUCUAGCUCUGCAAUAUCAACCUCAAACUCUAACCUGACAGAAGGGAAUACACCCCUCCAAGUGCUGACUACCACCGAUGGGAUGCUGGAUGUGCCUUACCACCAACAACGGCGGGCCAGUGACUUGGGAGUAUCUGUUGAAACAGGAGCUGUCGAAACAAACAGCAUGGGAAGUGUGAGGAGCAUUGCUGCCAUGCUGGAAAUGUCAUCCAUAGGAGGUGGAGCCAAAGGGAUGGCACUUCAGAAGAACUUUCUGCAGGUCGGGAAAACGCGCGAAACUAUCGGACUGGAUGGGGAAGUUGUGAACCGACGACGGACCAUUAGUGGGCCAGUCACUGAGCUGGUGGCAGCGGCAAGGCGUGAACAGCCAACACUUUCUGUCGUCUCCCAGCCUGAAUCCUUCCCGCUCCCGGUAACUUCGUCCUCCUCCAAUCCAAGCCCUGGAGGAAGCGGCAGUUCUUCCGAAAAUCUGCCAUUUGCCGAGGAGGGAAGCCUGACUAUCCGGCGACAAGUUCGAGGAGAAGGACAGUGUGUAUUUUGUGUCUGUCUGCAGGGUGACGGCGAGGCAUCCCAGGGAGAUGGUGGAUACACUCAGGAAGACAUCGCCCGGGUAGAAGCCACUGCGACCUUAAAGCGACGGCCCCGCAGCGCCAAGACUCACCCCAACGGAUCAGGCUUCACCCUCCAGGAGUCGUCUACCGUCAAACGGAGGCCCAAGAGUCGUGACAAGGAGCCAGAGGGCUACACAGACCUCGCAGUUCGCAACGGAGAAACCGCAGGUAGCGUACCGCUAAACACCACACAGCCAGUACCUUACGAGAACGGGACAGCCACCGUUAAACGUCGCCCGGUGUCUGACGCCGGGGUGACGGAGCAGCCACAACAGCAACCUCCAGCCCAACCACAAACUCAACCACAAUCCCAAGUGACUGCUGCUCCUCGAACGGACAGUUUAGACAAAGGAGUUCCAUUGGGAAGUGAAGAAGUUCAACCGAAAAAGCCAAAACCCCCCGUCUCCCCGAAGCCAGCUGUGGCACAGAUCAAGAGACAAGGAGGCCCACAGAACAGCCCACAGGCGGCCUGUAACAAGAGAGUCCCUUUGCCGGGACCGGGGACACCUGGCAGUCCAGUGGAAGGCAAAAAGAUCCCUCCUCCUGUCUCGCCAAAACCUGCCCCCCCACCCACGGCCCCUAAGCCAGCCAAGGUGCUCCCCUCCAUGACCAGCCCCCCUUCCCCGACUCCGGUCACCCCUCCGGCAAAAUUACACCCUGCGGUGACCCGGCAGACCAGCUCGCCACCCUCACUCCCCAACUCCAACACUCCCAGUCCUCCAAACGUGAAGUUACCAAGCCCGUCCGCACAAAGUCCACACACCCCGCACACCCCACAGACGCCCACCACGCCGCUGACUCCUCAGACCCCAGCCACACCCAGCCCGCCGGUCAAGCCUCCUCGCUCCUCCAUCGGGGGUGUUUCUGUUGACAGCGGGAUGACGGCGGUUGGGAUGAAUACGCUGGUCUCCGCGACGACAGACUUUGGUGUGGAUUCUUUGGUGCAUCAGAAGUUGGAUGAGACGAGCGCGUCGCUCGCUGCUGCCCUGCAGGCUGUGGAGGACAAAAUACUGCGGCAGGAGGAUUCCGUGACAGAGCAGAAGACCACCGUGAGCAUCCUCGACGACAUCGGCAGCAUGUUCGACGACCUGGCCGACCAGUUGGACGCCAUGUUGGAGUAACCGCUCAGCACGUCGACGUGGCGACACUGCACCCCGAAGUGACUCAGAUGGCACAAUGGGCAAUUUGGCUCUCCCGUCUCUUUCUAGUCAUCCUUCGCUCAUGGAUUUUGCAAUCUUCCCGUCUUCGGCGUUAUCUGUGUGUCCGGCGCUGCUCUAGGAAACCUCUUAUCCUCUUCUGCAGGCACAGCAAUGACAAUAAAGAGCGAGAGGAGGGGGGGGGGACCAAUAGACAGGAAUAAAAAGAGCAACAAAGAGAGGGAGCCUGCAAUCCAAAUAGAGAUGUGAACAACAACAACAAGAAAUAAAAAGCUUAGCUAAUAGUGAUUGAAAAAGCAACAGUGUGAUGAACCAUUGUAUGGUAUGUGUACAUUCUAAGCAUGGAGAGUUUAUAUCUACAGAAAAAGUCCUGCAUUAGCACAGUAAUAUAUAAUCAUCGCCAGAAAAUGAGGAAUCUCUCACUCUUUGGAUUGAUGUCUUGGUUCUGUGUGGAAUUCUGACCUCUGGUGUUUUGACCAUGUAAAAUGAUGUAAUCUGUGACCAAAACCGGACCAUUCAGCUCUGAAGUGUGUGUGUGUGUGUGUGUUGUGUGUGUGUGUGUGUGUGUGUGUGUGUGCGCGUGUGUGUGUGCGUGUGCGUGUGUGAGGGAGGGAGAUGGGUGAAAAAAGACAGGUGUGCAUGUGUGUAUUUGGGUUUGACUGUUAACUUCUGGUUUCCUUUGCAUCACCUUUAACACACACACAUGCAAACGUGGAGAAGCACAAUGGCCCAUGUGGUUAGCUCUCUAUCACACACACACACACACACACACACGAGCCUGCACAAUCUACAGAAGGAUGUGAGUGACGGGAAUUGGGAGCUACCGCAAGUGUUCUGCAAAAAAUAAAUGUUAGGUUUUUACAAAUGAGGGAUUCCAAGAAGCAUUUAAAAAAUACAAAGUGCUUAGUUCAAAGCCUGUGAGGUUAAAAAAAAAAAAAAAAAAAAAAAGCAGCACAGUCCCUGUGGAGCUUCAGCCACAGUUUCACAUCAUUUCCGAUCCCUGCUGCUGUUUUCUAUACAGAAGGACGAGCUUGUGGCUAGCUUGUACGCAGAGAAACAUGCGUUUUGCUAGCUAUUUUCCGUAAGACAACAUUAAAUUGAUGGUAAUAAAUGUCACCUUUGCUACAUACACACCUUGAUAUAUCUCUGGGGAGGAGUCACUACAAGUGCCAAUUCAUCUUUGUGACCAAAUUGGCUGUCUGCAUCACUGCUAUGGGAAUCCUCUAAAGGCCCAGAAUGACAUUGUAGUAUUGUACCAUUAUUAACUGUAAAUGCAUAUCAGAAUUGAUGUAGUUGAGGCAAGCAUUCCAAGACCUUUUAUUUGCAUCUUCUACUUUAUCGUAAAAUGUCUUAGCUACUUUAAAUCAAUGUGAAAAAUGGAAACUUCCAGGAGAGGCUGAAUACCAUUAGAAUGCACACUCUUGAACCAACUUUUGAUCUUUGUUAAGAAGAAGUGUUUAAGCCAACAUUGACUCUUUGGGUAACAUUGGUGAUGUAAAUAUAUUUAAUGCCACUGUUGAUUUCAUUAUUUCAUCCAUCCAUCCAUUUUCUUUGACGCUUAUCCUCACGAGGGUCCCUCUAAGUGCUCCAUUUCCGUAGACAGCUCAUCUAGGGUAGGAAGCAAAUUCUGCCAGAUUGUGAUUUUCCAAGAUGGGUGUUCUGGCGCAAGGAGUGUGGGUCCUGAGAGAUGGCCAUAGUGGAGUGACAAAUUAGUGGCAAAAAGUCGGUCUAAACUUACGCCUCUCUAGCGCAAACUGCUCUACUGUAAUGUGAUCUUAUUAAACUUAAGGAGCCAAUAGUUGUCACCUACUGGUACAAUCCACAUGGAUGACUGCAAUCACACAUUUUCCACUUGAGAUGUCUCCAUCGCCACUGGUAGUUGUGCCACAUUCAUACAUACAAUGAGAGGAGCCCUUUUGAUUGGCAGUGACUAAACGUGGGUGUAAACACUCCCACAAUGAUGACCACUGACAGCCUCAGAUGCACGGGCUUGCUCUCACCUACGAAAAUCCCAACACCGAGCUAACCUGCCCCUGGCACACGUUUGCGCCGCCUGCCCCCCUUUGACGAAAUAGACCCCUUGAUGUUUUCCUCUCGGAGACAAACUUUCUUUUAAGCAAGCACUCGCCCUGAGUUGCCAUGACAAUCUGCUUUAUCUUCAUCAUUCCCACCAUCUCCAUUGGAGUUGCUAUGGUUACUGCACAAUGUGUCGCAACAAGAGUGUGUUGAUUAGUAGAGAAAUGUGUUAAGAUAGAGUGAGAGGCAGCAGAGAUCGGCGAAGAUGGAUGGUUUCUUUGAGCAAGAUUAAAGACGUACUCUCUGAUGCAACUGACUAUACAUCGACUAUAUAUAUAUAUACAAAAUAAUUUUUGGGUGCGUGUGGUGCAAAAUAAUUCACUUGCUGUGUAAAUCUGAUGGGAGUACGGCUUUAAAUUGCUCAAUCCAACCCGAAACUGCAUCCAAGCCAAAUCUUAAUGGUCCCAAAGCAGCCACUCUCCUUAUUCAGAGAAUAAUUGUGCUAUUUAAAUCACAUAGAGAUUCUAAUAUAUAUAUAUAUAAUAUAAAUAUAUGGAUAUUUGCAACAAAAAUAGAAUUGUAUUUAUGAUGUAUGUGUCAACCUGAAGACUAUUUUUCAAAGUUAACUGAUCUAAUCUGAGUGUUGAAUCAAGUUGCUUGUCCAUGCUUGAAUGGUGCGAUCUGAUGAGUUGUCGUUUGGUUCCUUGUUGGGAUGUCGUUUUUGCCUAUAUGUAUUCUAUUGUCCCACUGUAGCGACAUGUGUAUAAUAUAAGCAACACUUCUUUAAUGAAUUUCAUGAAUGGCAGUUGUUUUUCCUUUGAAACAUGUGCCUUGCUUUUGUGUUUUUGCUCUGACUUUUAUUACACUAUAUGCGCAUAAGAACCAUACGCCCGUGUUAAAUUUACAUGUCAGCCUCUCACUUUUUCCGAUACAAUAUUCGACGAGACCAUGAUGACAAAAAUGAACUCUUUCACCUUUAGCAACUAAUUUAUUCCAUUCUAUUUGAGGGUCACUUCACCUUUGAAAAAAAUGUGUCCCAGAGUAAACAUAAAUGACGGAAUCACCAGUAAGUAUGUUGACCGCCUUUGGCAUCCCAAACAUUUUAAUUUUCCUAAAUGUAUGAUAUUGAUUU